CUCUUGGCUCCGCCCCUGGCUGGAGGGCGGUGAAAACUGACAAAGUUCCUGGACGGAUCAGCGGAACACGGGCUGUUCCGUGUUUCGCGGGGUCCAGCUGGCUGUGAAGGCUCUCGGCUGUAGCUACGCGGCUCUGCUCGGCGGAAGCUGCGGGUUCAUAAAACUUGAAAAGACCCCGCCCACCGGACAGCCAGCCAGGCGUCUGUUUACGAAAAAGUCACGGGAGCAGCGUGGAGACAUGUCACACGGUGGUGUCCACGCAGGAGGAGGAACCAGGAGUCAAAUUCACCCGGACAGCCAGCUGUGAGUCUCACCAUGGAGCCGCUCACCUCGCGCAGGAUAAUGUGACAUUUCGGCUGCUGCCUUUCUGGACUCGGACACCCUGGAAGUCAAUUAUAUGUGGAUUUUGAGGAAUCGCCACGCGAGUUAAAAUGACGAGGCGUAAAAGACACAACCUACCGAAUUGUUGCGCCUAAAAAACACCACAAAACCUUAGGUUUGGAGCACGCAGUUUUCUCUCUCUCUCCCUUUCCCUUCCCCUCCAGGCGGGUUGGACACGAGCAGGAACCACAGGGAGGAUUAAAAAAAUAAAUAAAAAAAGAGGCAGAGAGAGAGAGAGGCGACAUGGAGAGCCCGACCGAGAACCCGACCAGGGCUGCGGAAUAUCUGAAAGAGCUGAACAAGAUCAUAGAGACCCAGCAGGAGCUGCUGGAGCGGCAGAGGGGCCGGAUAGAGGAGCUGGAGCAGCAAGUGUCCGACUUGUGCGCAGAGAACGGCUGCCUGAAGGAUCAGUACCAGCGGCACCUGGCAACCUGCAGGCUGCUGGCGCUGGGAGCCAUCAAGGAGCACGGCACGCAGGAAAAGUUGGAGUGUGACCCCUGCAGAAUGGUCAGGAGACACGCGUCCCUGCCGAUCGAGGCCACGGAGAACUUGGGGAGGUUGGUGUCUGAAGGUUGCAGGAGAGUCGUCCCCUGCCGCAGGUGGAAUUCUGCCUCUUUUGG
Austrofundulus limnaeus is the source of this 1001-nucleotide messenger RNA. Its product is annotated as IQ motif and SEC7 domain-containing protein 1. Lineage: Eukaryota; Metazoa; Chordata; Actinopteri; Cyprinodontiformes; Rivulidae. The record is from RefSeq and is a predicted model, not a curated record. Gene Ontology annotation, biological process: actin cytoskeleton organization.